AUGGGCUUUCUCCGGCGAAUUUUCGGCGCCAAAAAGCCCUCAGACCCCAAAUCCACCAAGAAAAGAUGGGCCUUCCUCAAGCCCACCGCCCGGAACAAGUCUCUCCCGCCGCCACCGCCACCCUCCACCUUCAACACACACUUUGAUCCUUCCACUCCCUUGGGCGCCAACAAGCAUGCCAUCGCCGUCGCCGCUGCCACCGCCGCCGUCGCAGAGGCCGCUCUGGCUGCCGCACACGCUGCCGCCGAGGUCGUCAGACUCACAAGCGGCGCCUCCGCCGCCGCCACAAGUACCAGCACCAGACCCGCCGCGUCGGUCGCGCGUGUUAGCCAGCUGCGGUUGACGGAACAAACCGCCGCCGUUAAGAUACAAUCGGCAUUCCGUGGUUACUUGGCAAGGAGAGCCUUGAGAGCACUGAAGGCAUUGGUGAAGUUGCAAGCAUUGGUUAGGGGCCACAUUGUGAGAAAGCAAAGUGCUGAUAUGCUGAGGCGCAUGCAAACAUUGGUGCGACUUCAGGCCCAGGCACGUGCAAGCCGUGCGCACUUGUCACAUAAUACGCCUUCUUUCAAGUCUUCCCUUUCUCACUACCCUGUCCCUGAAGAAUACGAGCACCCACCUCGUGCCUUCAGUACAAAAUUUGAUGGAUCUUCUAUCCUUAAGAGAUGUAGUUCCAAUGCCAAUUUUAGGAACGUUGACUCAGAAGGAACCCGGUUUGAUUCAAACUGGUUAAACCGUUGGAUGGAAUUAGAUAACAAGUGCAGGCAAAGUGGAGAUGCUUCAUUGAAAACUGGACGCCCUGAUGAUGAUAAAAGUGACAAGAUUCUCGAAGUAGAUACUUGGAGGCCACAUUUCAAGUCUCACCACAGUAGCAACUCCUUUCAGACAGCACAUUAUUAUAUGAGUUCUGACUACAAUAAUGAUAACUUUAUGGCCCAUGAGUCUCCAUCAAAACGUUCAGCAAAGGCUCUAAACCAAAGUUUCUCAUCAAGGGAGUUGUUGCAGCUAAACUCUUUGAAGUUUCACAAAGGGAAAGAAGAAGCCACUUCAAGAACUGCUGACAAUAGUCCACAAGCAUUUUCAACCAAUUCUAGAAAUGGAAGUGGUGCAAGGAGGGGUCCCUUUACACCUACCAGGAGUGAGUGCUCGUGGGGUUUCUUCAGUGGCUACUCGGGUCACCCCAAUUACAUGGCAAACACUGAAUCUUUUCAAGCCAAGGUUAGAUCUCAAAGUGCACCUAGACAAAGGCUGGAGUUUGACAGAUACGGUUCCACUAGGAGGCCUGUUCAUAUGGUGGGACCUAAUUCAGACCAGGAUUCAGAUUUAAGGAACAAAGUCUUACCUGCCUCUAACAGUGUCAACAGAAUUGGGAGUAGCAAUUUAAGGUGA
This is a messenger RNA of Sphenostylis stenocarpa, 1386 nucleotides long. The record is from the annotation of a GenBank genome assembly. Lineage: Eukaryota; Viridiplantae; Streptophyta; Magnoliopsida; Fabales; Fabaceae.